Molecule: messenger RNA, 1506 nt
Organism: Gasterosteus aculeatus aculeatus (three-spined stickleback)
Lineage: Eukaryota; Metazoa; Chordata; Actinopteri; Perciformes; Gasterosteidae
Gene: pir
Product: pirin
Biological process (GO): monocyte differentiation
Cellular component (GO): nucleus
Molecular function (GO): quercetin 2,3-dioxygenase activity
Source: RefSeq, a predicted model, not a curated record
GGAAACGUCCGAAGGAGAAACGCGACACGCGUGUAUCCGCGGGGUACAGCACGCGUGAGGUCGCAUGUGGUCGUCUAGGGUUAGAGGUUAGGGGGUUAAUCCCGCACCGCGAGGACCGCAGAGGUCUCGCCUUGUAGCUGCGGUCACACUGCGCAUGUGCAGAGGACGCGUCCCAUCCCUGGAGCAACAAACCUUACCUGCGCAGGUGUACGGAGCCGUCAGUCGGUGUGUUGGGACUCUUCUCCUCGAGACAGUGACCAGUGAAUCCGUACCAGCACAAUGACUGAGAGGAAGGUGGAAAGGACGGUUCUCAGUGUGGAACAGGCGGAGGGAGUCGGCGCUCGUGUCCGCAGGAGUAUCGGUAGAAAGGAGCUGAGAAACCUUGACCCUUUCCUGAUGUUGGAUGAGUUCAGAGUGAGGAAGCCGGCGGGUUUUCCGGAUCAUCCUCACAGAGGAUUUGAAACAGUGACCUAUGUUUUAGAGGGGGUCACGGCCCAUGAAGACUUCUGUGGACAUUCAGGACGACUGGAAGCUGGAGAUCUGCAAUGGAUGACUGCGGGACAAGGGGUGGUCCAUGCGGAGAUGCCCGUGUCAGAGGAGCCGGUGGUGGGCUUACAGCUGUGGGUGAACCUGCCCAGUCGAGACAAGAUGGUGGAACCGGCGUACCAGGAGCUUAAAGGCUCAGAGGUCCCCAAAGCCAGCCAGGGAGGAGUUACCGUCUCUGUAAUAUCUGGAGAAGCUUUGGGAGCAAAGUCGAAGGUCUACACCAGGACACCGACCUUCUACCUGGACUUCAGACUGCAGACAGGUGCCACGCAUGUGCAGCCAGUGCCCUCCGGGUGGACUACGUUCAUCUACACGCUGUCAGGGACCAUCCAUGCCGGCCCAGAUGAAGAGCAGCAGAAGGUGGAGCCUCAUCACACUGUGGUGUUUGGGGACGGAGACUGCGUCAAAGUAGAAAACAAGGGGGCGGAAGUUUCCCGUUUUGUGCUGAUCGCUGGAGAACCAAUCAAAGAGCCUGUGGUACAGCGAGGUCCAUUUGUAAUGACGACCGAGGAGGAGAUCCGACAGGCCGUCAGCGACUUCCAGACUGCGAGAAAUGGUUUCGAAAGGGCCAAAAACUGGAGGUCCAGGAUCAGAGACUCUUUCUGAACACAAUGUAUUCUCGCCCUGGUGGAAGUGUUGUCCUUACUUGUUUGCUGCUGUAGAAGCAUAUUUAAAGUGAUAUUUGUUUCGCCUGUACUUUACCUUGUCAUAUGUUCAAGAACUUUCUGCUUUAUAUGCAGUAGAGAAAACUCACCUUGUUACAUCUAAACUGUAUAAUAUUUACCUUCUGCUGUUUGAAUCAACACAUUAGAGCAGCUAUUAUAAAAUUCUUGCACACGUUGUUAUGAGGAAAAUAUAUUCUACUAUUAAAGGGUCGGUGGAUUAAACAGGAUUCAUCGGAUUUGGAAUUGGAAUACAAUAUUUUCCUGUGAUUAUAUAGAAAACCUGCUUGAUUGAUAA